AUGCGGCUACAGACGAUACCGUCUAUAGAUGGUCUGCCAUAUUACAUACAUUUGAAAAGCGGGGUGCCGGCGCAUCAAUUGUCGGCAACACGGUUACUCAGCUCGCCGGAUCCUUCUAGGCAUCAGCUUGAAGAUCCACCAGAGCUAUAUCCAUUCGCAGAAGACUAUCCGGGCGAAAGAAACGGCGCUCUACGAUGGGGCUCCCGCUUCGGGCCCGCGCACCGCCCGCCGGCCGCCGGCCUCCUAGAAUGUUUCCGCGGAUGCCGCUCCAGGCUCGAUCAGUACUUGGCGAGGAGGAAGAUCGAACGCGGCGUGCGCCUGUACGGGCAGAACGAGCAGCGGCUGGCGGUGAAGGUGUGGCUGUCGGCGCUCCGAGGCGUGCGGCACCGCAGCGACAAGUUCGCACUGCUCGGCCACCUCUACCAGGCGUACAUGGACUUUGGAAAGUACAGAGAGUCCUUAGAGUUCGCCAACCAGCAGCUGGGCAUAUCGGAGGAGCUGGACUCGGCGCCAAUGCGUGCGGAAGCGUAUCUGAAUCUGGCACGAGCACAUCAGACUCUCGGAGGACUUGACAGGGCUCUGUCGUACGCCCGGCACGCGCUGUACAAUGAUUGCGGCGGCGGCUCCACGGCGGGCUGCGUGCACCUCACAGUGGCGGCCGUCAACCUCGAACUCGGAGCCUUCUCCAAGGCGAUGGACGGAUUCCAGAAAGCUCUAGCAGUUGCUCAAGCGCAGAACGACAACACGCUUCUUCUUCAGGUGUACGUGGGCCUGUCGGAGCUGUGGCGGCGGCUGCGCGACGCGGAGCGCGCGGUGGCGUGCGCGGCGCGCGCGUGCGACCUGGGCCGCGGGCCGCGCGCCGCCGACCUCAACACGCGCCACCACCGCGCCGCGCUGCUGCAGAUGGCGGCGGCCUUGCGCGCGCGCGGCGAGCUCGGCGACGCGCACGACUACUGCCACGAAGCACUUCGUCUGGCGACAGUGGCGGGUGAUCAGGGCUGCUAUGCGAGAGCAGUGAGGAUAACAGGCGACGUGUAUCGGCGGAAGUGCGACAUUGGGAAAGCCCUCAGGCACUAUGAAGUAGCGAUGGGAGCAGGGCAGGCGCUAGGCGAUCGAUUGGCGCAGAUGGAGGCGAUGGACGGGGCCGCGCGCUGCCUGGAGGCGCUGCGCCUGCAGGGGCGCAUCUGUAACUGCCGCCCACUUGAAUUCAACACACGACUGCUAGAGGUCGCCACAUCCGUCGGGGCUAAGAUGCUAGUGCGCCGCGUCCGGCUUCGCCUGGCGGAGAUCUACACGGCGCUGGGCGACAACAACGCGGCCGCACGGCAGAAGCGCGCGGCGGCCGCGUGGGCAGCGCCCGCGUGCGCGCUGUGCCGCGAGCCGCUCGCCGACCGCCCCGAGCCGCUCGCCUCGCUGCCCUGCGCACACAUCGUGCACCACGCGUAA
Parnassius apollo (apollo) is the source of this 1446-nucleotide messenger RNA. NCBI's taxonomy places the organism in Eukaryota, Metazoa, Arthropoda, Insecta, Lepidoptera, Papilionidae. The record is from the annotation of a GenBank genome assembly.